AUGGCUGACACUGGAAGUCUCCUUGUGUAUCCCAAGGAGCACAGGGAACAGUCUUCAGGUCGCCGCCACCGUCGCUCCCGCACCUCCAGAGCUGAGCUAAUCUUUGCCGUGAGCCUGGUGGAACAGCGUCUGAGGGAGGUUAGCCGUGCCCAGAGGCUCAGUGAUACGGUGCCCAUCUUCCUGGCAGCAAUCCUGGAGUUCCUCACCCGCAGGUUGCUGGAGCUUGCGGGCAAUGAGGCCCAACACAGAGGUACCCAGAGGCGCAUCACUCCUGAACUGCUGGACUUGGUGGUCUACAGCAAUAUGGAGCUAAGUGAUGUGUUCCAAUUCAUCACCAUCUCCCAGGUGGAUCCAGCUCAUCGUUAGCUACCAGCUUCUGCUGCUUCUUGGCUCUGCUUGGCUGACCUGCUCAU
Mus caroli (Ryukyu mouse) is the source of this 413-nucleotide messenger RNA. Lineage: Eukaryota; Metazoa; Chordata; Mammalia; Rodentia; Muridae. The record is from RefSeq and is a predicted model, not a curated record.